AUUAAUCUAUAUAUAUUUAAAUCAUAUUUUUAUCAUUUGAUUGUCACUAAACAUUAAAUUAAAUGACCGACUAUUACCACAACAUGACUGAGAUGUCAGCGGCUAAUGGCUUCAAUAAGCCUAACGAUAAGGACAGAAAGCUUUUCAUCGGUGGUCUCAGUUGGGAUACGGAAGAGAAGGAUCUAAGGGACUACUUCUCCAAAUACGGACAGGUGGUCGACGCCAGUAUUAAAUACGAUGCGGUGUCUGGCAAUCCCAGAGGAUUCGGUUUCAUCACAUUUGCUUUUGAAGGAUCAAUUGAUGAGGUUUUGAGAGUGACGUCACACGUGAUCCGCAAUAAGCCGGUGGACCCGAAAAGAGUAAACACUCGACCAAUCUGUAAGAAGAUUUUUGUCGGUGGAAUUGAUUCCAAUAUGGGAGAGGAAGACAUCAAACUAUAUUUCUCUCAAUUUGGAAAUGUAAAAGGUAUUGAAUUGCCAUUCGAUAGACAGCGUAACCGUCGGCGCGAGUUUUGUUUCAUUCUUUUUGACACUGAAGAGGCUGUGGACGCUGCGGUCAAAGAUCCCAAACAGACGAUCGGCAACAAAGAGUGCGACAUAAAGAAGGCCAAACCACAGCCGGUAUCUCAACACAAGCGAAUGCAACACCAGAGUCCGGGUUAUAAUGGCUACGAGAGUAAUGGCGGCAACAGGAGGGCGGGAGGAAGCGGUAGUAGCUAUCGGCGCAACCAAAAUGACUACCAAAGUACAAGCGGUUGGAAUGGAUAUAGCGGUGCCGUUUCGCAAACCUAUUACAGCAACUAUUAUGGCAAUCAUUAUCCAAAUGCCUAAACCAACAACAACUUCCCUUUUAUCUUAUUAUAUAAUAAUAUGUGUUAUAAAUUUACACAUAAAUAUUAUUUAAAAAGCAGUCAAUAGACAUUAAUUAAAUAUAUUUAGAAAUUGUAUAUAUAUUUUUUUGGUCUAUUGGCUUAAUUUACUGUCGGUUUAAUUAUAAUUAAUAUUAAUCACAUCAACCAGUUUUAUAUAUAUUAUAAUAUUUGUUUGUUUUUAAUUUCCAAUAAUAUUUGCCUUUAA
Oppia nitens is the source of this 1076-nucleotide messenger RNA. Its product is annotated as RNA-binding protein squid-like. The transcript has 5 exons. Gene Ontology annotation, biological process: regulation of gene expression. NCBI's taxonomy places the organism in Eukaryota, Metazoa, Arthropoda, Arachnida, Sarcoptiformes, Oppiidae. Gene Ontology annotation, cellular component: nucleoplasm. The coding region runs from base 63 to 830 and encodes 255 amino acids. The record is from RefSeq and is a predicted model, not a curated record. Gene Ontology annotation, molecular function: RNA binding.